AUGACUCUAGAACCACACUAUAGUGCCAAGUCGGCUGCUUCAGCCAGUGCCUUUGUUGCCCGUUCUGCGACCGAAAGCUCAACAGCAAGCACAAAAGCUGCUCCUAGGAAAAAGACGUACUCGCAGUCAAAUGGUAUUCCCAUAAGGAUUGAUAAUCUCCCUCCGGGCAAGACUUGGGCCCAGGUAAAAUAUUUGAUAGGCGGAAUCAUAUACCAUACCAAUAUUUUACAGGUGAAAAUGCUGCCUCCAAUGACUUCCAUGGUUCCUCCUUUUAUUACUUUUCAGAGUUGCAUUGUCAUUCUGAAGAACUCGAUAGAUAACGAGUCCCUGGAAAACUUACUACUUACUUUGAACACCUACCAAUGGGAUUAUCAUGAUCUGUUCGUUUACCUGUUGCCGUACACUAAUGAUUCUCCUUCACUGCGAUAUCCAGAAAUCAGUGAUAGCAACAAUGACGUCCGGAGUGCUCCCGAUGAAACUAAAAGAUCUAUUUCUCCUCGAUAUGCAAGCCAUGUUUCAUCUGUGACACCGCAGCCACCAUCCGCUUCUACCCCACCUUCUCAAUUUUUCAGUUUUUCUCCUGAAGUGAGCCUUCGAAAGAAUGAGAACAUAACGCCAUUGCCCACGCCUGUUCCCGUACCUGUUGGUGUGCCACCUCUUGCUCCCCCGCCUCAUGGUCCAUUUUCGACUUCGAUGCUACCUAUGUUGGGUGCUCCUCCGGGAACGGUACCUAAUAUGCAGAUGCCCUAUCAAACUACUCUACCUUCACCAACAGCUGCUGCUACUGCUGGUGGUCCACUUGCUUCCCCUACACACUAUCCCCGUCGUCGGCAUUUCUAUCACCAGAACCAAAGCCAGUUUCAAAAAUACAUGCAUAAUAGCCCCAGGAAUCCAGAUACUGGCACAGGCCCUCGUCUUUCUCAGCAGCAUCACCUCUCCUUAAGGAACAAUAAGAUAAAUCCCUCUUAUAACGAAAUAUCUGCCCUUUACAACUUGAACAUGGCCUCAAAUUCCAAUAAUAAUGGUAAUAUUCCCACUACAAGUACGAAUGGUGAUGACCGUGCCCUCCAAGCAAAGAAUGGUGGAACAAUUACACCUUCACAAACUCAAAUAAAUCACAAAAGAUUAAAGCAUAUCUUUAACGAGAAAAGCUUUAGAAAACAAAUGACGAAUAGAGGUAUGUGGCAGCUGAAGAUCAUAAAUUUCCCACCCUAUAUACCUAUAGAAUUCUUGGAGAAAUUAUCAGAGUCUGAUUUCAAUGAGUUAAUGAACCAAGAGAAGUUCACAGUUAUUGAAAUUAAAGAGAAAGGACAAUUGGAAAAAUUUGGAAGGCUAAGAUGGACAGUUCUAAAAGAUUUUAUAAAACUGAAAUGCCCCAAGCUAUUAAGACUACAGGAAAGACAGUUUCUACAGCAACAAAACGAAGCAUCUUUACUCAAUGAAUCUAUGGACGCUCUAAAGAUAUCAGAAAAUGAGAACACCAACGGGAGUGCAAAUAAUAGCACAUACACAAAUGGCGGACCUCGAACAUCUAUCAAUAAUACAAGGGAAUUCUAUGUAGGGGUUUAUGAAGAUCAUGAAGAAGCAACUCUACUGAGGUUUGAAUUACCGGAAGAUGAAUUAGAGGAGUUUAAUAGAAAUUUGCCAACUACUUUUGCACAAAGUGGAAACGUCUCUGACUCCGAAGGUGAUAGCAAGGCGAAAUACUUUAAAGUUAGCACAAUUGUGUAUAAUGCCAUUGUUGGGUUCCACGAUAAAGAGCUGUCUGAUUUGACGUUCGAAUCCUUACAAGACCAGGAAUAUUCACUGGGGUACAAAAUUCAUGUAAUGGAACUGCCACCAUUUGACGAGGAUGAAUUUGAAAAUCAACGGCAGCAGUUCUAA
Molecule: messenger RNA, 1884 nt
Organism: Saccharomyces cerevisiae S288C
Lineage: Eukaryota; Fungi; Ascomycota; Saccharomycetes; Saccharomycetales; Saccharomycetaceae
Gene: YIL055C
Exons: 1
Coding region: 1-1884 (627 amino acids)
Source: RefSeq, marked reviewed